Molecule: messenger RNA, 747 nt
Organism: Aspergillus nidulans FGSC A4
Lineage: Eukaryota; Fungi; Ascomycota; Eurotiomycetes; Eurotiales; Aspergillaceae
Product: protein nop16
Exons: 3
Coding region: 1-747 (248 amino acids)
Biological process (GO): ribosomal large subunit biogenesis
Cellular component (GO): nucleus; nucleolus; preribosome, large subunit precursor
Source: RefSeq, a predicted model, not a curated record
AUGGGUAAUAUUCGUCAGGCAAAGAAGAACCGCUCCUCGGCGCCCAAGCAAAGGAUGAAGCGCAAGGGCGUGCUUAAGAGCGGAAAGAAGAAGAUCAAUGUGCUGGGUAACGCCAUCAUCGCGGAAAACUGGGACCGCAAGGCGACACUUACACAAAACUACCGUCGGCUGGGCCUGAUGCACCGCCUAAACGCACCAUCAGGAGGAUCCGAGAAGCGCAAAACCGAGAAUGGCCUGGAGGAAGUUGCGAGCUCGCUUCACAUCAAGGGUAGCGUCGAUGCAAUGAAGGACUCCGCCAUCAGCGAAACAUUGGUGGAACGGGAUCCCAAGACCGGCAAAAUUAUUCGAGUGAUCCGAAAAGACGACGAACAGGUUGAGAUCGCGGGGCGCAAAGUCCGUAGCUCGAACCCGCUCAAUGACCCGCUAAACGACCUAUCCGAUAAUGAGCCCGAAAUCAAACCGCAAGUGAAGAAAGCUGCAAACCAGAUCGUUCAACAACUUGAGAUCCAGGCCGAUAACGUAGCACCAAAGAAGCCCCGGCAUCAGAGCAAGCGGGAGGAGGAAUGGAUCACAAGGCUGAUUGAGAAACACGGUGACAACUAUGCCGCUAUGGCGCGGGACAGGAAGUUAAACCCGAUGCAGCAGACUGAGGGUGACUUGCGACGGAGGAUCAACAAGUGGAAGAUAUACACUACAAUACCCUCCCAAUAUGAAGUGUGCUUCUUGAUUCUGGCACUUUGGACAUAA